Molecule: messenger RNA, 5016 nt
Organism: Funneliformis geosporum
Lineage: Eukaryota; Fungi; Glomeromycota; Glomeromycetes; Glomerales; Glomeraceae
Source: the annotation of a GenBank genome assembly
AUGGGAAAGUCAAAGAAACCUCGAGUUAAAGGAAAUGUUCAACCAGCAAGUAGCAGUCGAGCUGCAGAAAUUAUUGCAACGAGUGGUCAGUCACCAAUUGGAAACCUAGGAGGUUUCGCACAGUUCUUGGGUGGGAAAGCAUUUUCAAGCGCAGCAAAUGAUCGUAUUUUUCCAGACAGUGCUAUUAGUAGUGGAACUAUAGAACCUGAGCUGGUUCUUAUAUUUAAAAGGUUAUCUAAACGUGAUCCUACUACUAAAUUAAAGGCAUUAGAAGAAUUUGAGGAAUAUCUAAAAAAUGAAGGAAGGGAUGCGGAUGAAUUAGUAGGAAUUAUGGAUGUAUGGAUUGCACCUUACCUUAAAGAAAUUAUUGCUGUUUGGAUAAUUUCUUUAUUUGAUCAAAGUAAAGAUGUUGCUAAGAUAGCCAAUGAUGCUUUUCAGGAGGCUUUUCCAUCCGAUAAACGAGUUGGGGUGUUGAUGUUUGGGCAGGAAAAAAUAUUAUCUUAUAUUACGGAAAUAAUUUUAUUCAAAACACCCGACACUUUGAGUGAUCCUCGAUUCACGUCAAAAGAAGACAUGAACUCGAAAUAUCUUAGAGUAGUUACAAGUUCAUAUUAUGCUCUCGCUCAUAUUAUAAAUCAAUUGGAAGAAAGCGCUUUGGCAAAAAAUUAUGAUAAUUUAUUCGAUAAUAGCAAAUUUUGGGGGAAUUUAUCUAAUGAUAAUUCACUCGUUCGGAAAUCUUGCUAUAAUUUAAUAAAGGUUUUGGUAAAUAAAUGGCCAUCCAAAGUUGAAGAACGAUUAGAAAUGUUUAGUGCUACUUACCUGAUGAGAGUUUUUAACGAUAAGGAUACAAGUGUUCACCAAGAUUUAUGGGAUUCUCUCCUUAUAUUUACUAGAAGAUUUCCUCAGUCGUGGUUGAUAGCUAGUAAGAAAAAACCAAUGUUACCAAAAUUAUAUAACUUUCUCCGAUCUGGUGCUUUUGGAUCAAUUAACGUUUCAUAUCCAAGUAUAUUACCAUUGAUCGUUCAUCUUCCCCAAGAGCUAAUAAAUUUUGAUAAAAAAUUCUAUGAAGUAUUUUUCUCGAAUUUUUGGAAAGGCCUAUCAAGUCCCGUAAUUGAUAGAUUUAAUUCCAGUGUAUUUCUAGAAUCAUAUAGUGAAUGCUUAGUGUACUAUAUAAUUAAAUUAGAAAAAAAUGAUUACGAGAGGGAUAAACAUAUUUAUCUUGUUGAAAAAGUAUUUUUUGGAUUAAUUGAAAAUUAUUUGCUGGAAUUUGAGUCUAAUGCCAAAUUUCAGUCCGAGCAGAUGUGUUCUAUUAUAUCAACAAAUAUCUCUUCAUUAUUUUCUAAGUUAAAAGAUACAGAACCUUUAAAAAUUAUAUUUAAAAAGCUUGAAGAUCUCUGUGAACGCGUUAUAACCCAUGGAUCUGUUCCUAAUCCUGGUCCUAAUGCCGAGAAUGAUUACAUAGAAUUCUCCCAAAGAUUAUCGCAUUUUCUUAGUUCAUUGAUGAUAACCCCGGAGAUUCGACAAAAAGAUUGUGAACUUUUCACUAUGUUUGAAACACUCAUAGUUCACAUUUUCUGUUUGAUAAUAGAUAAAUGUAAAGAAAAUAAUGGUUGUUCUUUAGGUUUAGAUCUUUUAUUAUUAAAUUUUACAAAGAAUAUUUCCGACAUUAUUUUUAAGAACUCAACCACAAAACAGUCGUUAGACAAAUUUAUCACAACCACAUUUAAUGAUCUUAUUGCAACUUGUCCAAUAAGUGCACAAGAUUACUUAUUUGAAUCCUAUUCGAUAUAUUUACUUUACGCACAAAAUCCACAAGCUAAUGAAAGUUGGCAUAAUUUCAUGCAAAUUUUAUUGGGAUUCAAUGAUUUAGAGAAAAAACUUGAAUGCAUUCGUCUUUCAAUAAUUAAAGUUUCUGAACCUAAGCUCUUGGGCCCAUUAAUCGACGAUCAAUUUGAUGAAUUUUUGAUUUUUAUUACCAAUGAAUUAUUUAGCGAUAAAAUUGAUGCAAAUGUUAGAAAAUUGGUUGAAGAUGUUUUGGAACUCACGUUUUUAUCCGACGUUUCCUUAUUGUCUCAAAAGACCAAGUUAGAAAUUCUGGGUCAUUUUUCUAGAGAAAUAGAUACUUUUGCACAUUCUUACUAUACUGUCACUGGAAAUACCGUAAUUUCUUACGAUAGUGUGACUUCAGUAUUACGAAUUUUCACCAAAUUAUGCGGAGAUGCCCAAUUCAUGAAAAUAUUAUUGGAAUCAGAUUUAUUGUUAAUUUCUUGGGCAAUCUUUGAGCUUACUUUCGUGAAAGCUUAUGAAAGUUCUGAUUCGGAAAUUAUUAAAGAUAUUGGAUCAUUAGUUCAAGAUAUCUGGAAUCAAAUUUCAAAUUCUUGUCGAUCUAAUCAUAAAGAAGAUGUAGUAUUUCAUCAUAUCUCUCAACAGAUCAGAGAAUCUCUUUUGAAUAUACAAUAUGCUGUUAGUCCUACAGACUUCGCACAACGAGUUAUGAAAUUAUGCACAAGUCUUUAUCAAGCUGAACGUGCAACAUCACGUGAAGUCAUUGCAUCUUUCCUCCUUAGUGAAAAAGAAUGGCGUCAGCUUAGCGAGCCUUUGUUAGCCUCUCCUAUUGAUUCAUCCCUUAGUAUUGUUGAUUCAAUGAUACCUAUUAUUUACAAUGGCGAUAUACAUGCUAAAAACCAUUUUGAAACGCAAUCUACGCAACCUGUCGCUUAUGAUAUAUAUGGAUUAAGUGCUUAUGCACGGUUAGGAAUUUUUGCGAUAGAAUUAAUCAAUAAGAUUGGUGUUUCGAUGUUCUUUGAUAUUAGUGAUUCCAAGGAUGUGUCAUUCGAUGAGAAACUUUCGACUCAUUGGGUGCUUUCAGAAUUAUUAUUGUUGCAAGUUAUGUGUAAUGAUAUUCAUCAUUCACGUAAGAGAAGACAUCAUCUUUGGGAUGCAAUUGUAACCGAAGAGAGCGAUUACCAUGGAUUUAAAGCAUUUCUUUCAGAUUACUCUACGAUAUUAAAAAAUUACGUGAAAUUUAUGAUGCAAAGUACAUCUAUUGACUUGAAAUCACUUGCAGAAAAGAUUAAGUUCGCAAAUAGUUCUGAGCAAUGUCCAAUAAUUGAUUUAUCAAGUUUUUUUGUUUAUACUUUGAGACGUUCAAAUGGAAACUAUUCACAUUACUGGGCGAGAACUUUACAAAUUUUAUUUUCGACGAUUUUAGAAGUGUUAAAUGUAUUGGUAGUUGACGCAGAAAAAUUUCUUGAAAUAAUUCAAUUGGAACCAUCUGAUUGUAAUCUCGUCAUUAAAAUGGCUUUGAUUUCGUCAUUAAGACCAUUCCUCGAAUCUUCCAAAAAGUUCAAAACUUUUCAGAAUGAUUUGCUUAGUAAGUUGUGCGAGUUAAGCGCAACUGACAUUUGUAACACGGACGAUUCAUCUUCCAAUAAAGGGCUGGAAUAUUUAAGUCUUUUGACAACUACAACAAAGAGGGAUGAUGAAUAUUUCCUGACUCCAAGACGUUCCAUAGAUUUAGUGAAUUGUAUAAUCAAAUGGCACGAGGAUACAGAUUCUAAAUUAUUAUUUGAUCCUGAAUAUACCCAUAUCCAAAUUCAUAUUUCACGUCUUUUUAUUUCCAUUACUUCGUCAAUACACGAUUCUCAAGGAACGCAUUGGAACUUUAUUUUUCAAUGUCUUCAGAAUUGGUUUGAAAAAAUUCGUAAUCUAGAACUUCGGUAUGAAGCUAUAUAUUUAUUUUGUCGCUUGAUUUCUUUUAAUAUUCAGUAUGAAAAUAAACCCAACAAGAUCGAGUCUGAUGAUACAUCAAAUGAAAGUUUAUGCAAAUACUUCUCGGAGUUUAAAACGAUAUUAUAUGAGAAAUUAUCUCAUUUAUUAUUCCAAGAAAAGGAGCAGUAUAAUAAAUAUUUAGACAUUUUAUGUGAAGCAUGUCAAGAUUUAUCUAAAUCGCUUUUAAUUAACGAAAGGAACGAGACAAUGAGAUUGUCUGAAGAAUUGGAAUUAACGGCGGGGAAUUCAGAUGAAAUAAAUGUACAAUUCGAUAAAGGAUUGAUAUCUUUAAUUAUGCAAACCCAGAAAAGUGAUUAUUUGAAUGAUAUUUAUUCCGCAAAUACAGAUAUUUUUAUUGCGCAUAAGGUAUUCGGAUAUUUGCUUGGUUGGAUGCUUGUUCUUGAUCACUUUGAAUUUGCGUCAUUUAAGGUCAAGUCACAACUUGUAUCAUGUCUUAAAGAAUCAAAUAUAACAUCGAACCUUUUUACGUAUAUAUUCGAUACGUUAGGAUUGUCUCGAUCUAAUAAGCCAUACGAUUUAUUAUAUUGGAGUAUAUCUGAAUUUCAUAUUGAAGGGUUUGAAGUUCAGCAUAGCUUUGAUUUGGGAAUUCCUUUGCUUUGCGCACAUUUGUAUUAUCGUUCAUUAAAGCAUAUACCAUCAAUUGUUAGGAUAUGGUGGUCAGAAUGUAAAAAACGACAACUAAGUAUUGCUGUUGAUAGUUAUACUGAAAAAUAUUUCAGUCCAGUUAUAAUCCAAAAUCAACUUGAGAUGCUUCAAAGUGAAGAUGUCAAGUCGCAAUUAGAGGAUGACAAGUUCUCGAUUAGGAUCGCUCGUAGUUCUAAUGAAGUAAUUGCCUCAUUUAUGGUAGACGAAUACGUGAUGGAACUUAGUAUUAGAAUGCCAAAUAAUUUCCCAUUACGUCAAGCUGAAUUUAGUACCUUGGAAAGAAUGGGUACAAGAGAAGUUGCAGACCUUAAAUGGGCAAAAUUGCCUGUUCAAACUGUUGUAAAUUCACAGAAUGGUAAUUUGGAGGUUGCGUUGAACUUAUUUAAAAAUAAUAUAAACCUUCGGUUCCGAGGAAUUGAAGAUUGUCCAAUUUGUUAUUCUGUUGUAAGUCUUGAUGAUAGGUCUCUGCCAACUAAACAAUGUAGCACUUGUAAGAAUAAGUUUCAUGCUGCUUGUCUUUACAAGUGGUUCCGUAGUUCAAAUUCAACAAGUUGUCCUUUAUGUAGAAGACUAUUUUAA